GUCAUUUUUGUGCGUCACUUACGGAAGGGGGGUGGUGGAUGCCCAUUCGAAUCAACAAUCCUCUGUUGUCGUUCAGCUGAAGAGUAGCCAUUGGAAUGCCGAAAAAGUUCCAGGGCGAGAACUCCAAGGCGGCCACUGCCAAGGCCCGCAAGGCAGAGGCUAAAGCGGUGGUAGACGCCCGCAAAAAGCAGGAGCUGGAGGACGCCCUUUGGCAGGAGAACGAUAAACAUGUGCUAAAGAAAGAGCAGAGAAAGGAUGACAAGGAAAAAAAACGUCUGGAGGCUUUGGAAAGAAAGAAGGAGAAUCAGCGACUCCUGGACGAGGAGAGCGCAAGGAUCCGGGGAAGAGCCACCGCGGAGCUUGCGACCGGCAAAGUCACCGGCAAGGUCACCAGGGCACAGAUUGAGGAGACACUUCGCAUUGAACAGCAACAGCUCGAAGAAGAGCCCACACUGAAAGAGAAGAGCCACCUGGAGACUCCCCUGGAAGAGAACGUGAACAGGAUCGUCUUUGAGGAAGGGGAAGUGGAGGCCAGAACCAUAGAGGAUGCCAUCUCCGUGCUCAGCACGAGCGAGGAGGUGGACCGCCACCCCGAGCGCAGGGUGAAGGCGGCGUACGCGGCGUACGAGGAGGCCAACAUGCCCCGCCUGAAGAUGGAGAACCCCAACAUGAGGUUGUCGCAGCUCAAGCAGCAGCUGAAGAAGGAGUGGAUGAAGUCUCCGGAGAACCCCCUCAACCAGCAUUUCAACACCUACAACAGCAAGUGAUCCGGCUCUGGGAAACGAACUGUGCCCGGCACACUGGGGGGGGAUAUUACUUUUUGGAAGAUGCAACUCGUUUAUCGUUUGUUCCCCCCCCCUUAUCAUGAAGUACGACGCGGGGGGGGGGAGCCUUCUCCAAUCAAGGAGUCGUGUCUGCAACAAUCCACUUCCCUUUCAUUUGAAAAUCGCUGGUUGCAAGCCACCAAUUUUCACGUCGGUGUGCCCAAUGGUGAGGCCUGCAUACAGGGUGAAGUUGUUUUUAUUUCUGGUAUUUAAAUAAAUAAAAAUGGGAGGCUGAGGGGUGGCAGACGUGAAAAACGAAUUAAAGUAACUUAUUUCCAGUUGAAUCACCCAUUUUGGUUCUAUUUAUUUUGGAUUAGUUUGGCCGUAUUUGUGUUUGACAGCAUUGCAUGAUGGCAGCCCUGCAAGAAGCUGGGAAGUGAAAUCCUAUUUGCUUGACAGUUCCUUUAUGGCUCUCCGUUAUUUUGCAGAGGCGCUUCGGCUGAAGUUUCCGAUACAUACUCCAGAUGCUUUUUGCUACAGUUACUAACAAGGGUCUCAAUAAGUCGUGCGAUACUUAUAAUAAUAUAAUUAUAAAGAAAUAUCAAGGAGUGCUUUACCAGAGUACAGUUAGAAAAUCACCACUUGUGUAGAUGAGGUGUGAUCAUCUUUUCUGCACAAAGAGGGGAGUUUUUUGGGCACGCCGACAUAUCAGCUGAAAUGAUGGCCAUUUCAUUGGUUGUAUUGCAGUCUUGAUUGUGAUAUUUCAUUGAAUCCAAAACCCUGUACUGCAGGCUCUCUGCAUUUCAUGAGUUGCGUUUGAAGACCAGCUGGCACUUCAGUACCCAAACUGUUUUCAGGGAACAUAGCGAAUAUCUAACGAGGUGUGAUGUCACACAAAAAGGUGCUGUCAUGUGACCUGGAGCCUCGUGCAUGCCUUGAGUGACUGAUUCAAAAGCUUGUCUGCAGCUGAGGAUGCUAUAUCACAGAGUCAAUUUAUUUGACGCUAGUUCGACUGCAUUCUUCUAGACCAUUCAGUCCAAAAACAAUAUCUAAAUGACUGAUAGCUGAGUGAGUUGACUGAGGACUCAGACGCAUGAUCAGAUAAAUGAAAACAGGGAUUAUAUUUGCUUUGCUCUAUUGUAGGUGCCAGUACUUUGCAGGUCGAUGAAAUUGUGCCUCUUAACCCUCGUGCUGCCUUCGGGUCACAUGACCCAAAGGUUCAUAACGAACCAUCGUUGUGUUUACCCAAUUUUACCCAAUACAAAAACAAAUUAAAAUAAUUUUCUUUUAACCUUUGCAAUGUGGGGGGUCUGAGACAGCCUAGCUGUUAAAAGAAAAUGCUUCACUUUGUCUUUGUAUGCGGUAAAUCUGUCGCAAUACGAAGGUGGGUCACAAUGACUGAUGGGUCAGAAUGACCCGAAGAUAACACAAGGGUUAAAAUGAUGAAAUAUUACAAAUCAUAUAAACAAUUUAUAACCAGUGUGGCUUUUCAGUUUCUGUGACUAAACUAACACAAACGCAAAUAAAUUGCAUCUUCCAAAGUG
This is a messenger RNA of Osmerus eperlanus (European smelt), 2308 nucleotides long. It is a transcript of the gene ccdc124, whose product is annotated as coiled-coil domain containing 124. Gene Ontology annotation, biological process: transcription by RNA polymerase II. Lineage: Eukaryota; Metazoa; Chordata; Actinopteri; Osmeriformes; Osmeridae. The record is from RefSeq and is a predicted model, not a curated record. The coding region runs from base 96 to 767 and encodes 223 amino acids. Gene Ontology annotation, molecular function: transcription coactivator activity. Gene Ontology annotation, cellular component: nucleus. The transcript has 5 exons.